AUGUUGUACGCAACUAUAUUACCGUGGGUGGUGGUGCUUCACAUGCUGCGUGAUAACAGUAGCGAAAUGGAGACAAGAAUAAUUUCAAGAACAUUAAGUGAAGAUUUGAUGGAUUUAUGUACUUAUGAUGGUCAGUGGAAUAUAAAACAGGUAGAUCUCUUGGAUAGUAACGGUGUGCGUUUGAAGAGAUUUCUAAUUGAAUUUUAUUUUCGCGAUGAAGACGAUUUGAAUAGCCACUCUACGAUUUUAAGAAGUAUUUUUAAUGUGGAUAAAGCACCUGAAAUAAAUAUAACAUUGUGUAGUGAGAGUAAUACACUGUUACUGUAUAAAUUGGAAAUUACAAGAUUCCCACACCAUCACCGUAGCAAGCGAAGUGGUUGGGAGGGGAGUACUUUACAGCAAAAGUGGUCAUCCAAUUUGUAUGAGCAAGCCUAUAGAGAUGAGAGAGGUUUGGAGAUAAGUGUAAAAGUACCUAGAGGUGGUAAGAUUACAACUCUCAAACCUAACGAAGGAAGUGAAGGAACCACCACUGAAUUGUGGGGGGAGAAAGAAAUAACUGAGAAGAGUCCACUUCCUAUCCUGGUCACAGAUAAACCUUUAAGCGAAAAGUGUAUGGCAUAUAGAAGAGUGAUUGAGAGUGUUCUGCAUUGGGCUCAUCACCAAUUAGAUAAAUUAGGGGGGAAUGAGAUGUCAGAUGUAGAAUGUGAAGCGAGUAUACCUACUAAGGAACCAAUAGUUUUUCAAGAUAAUUUUAAAAUAACCAUGUACGACGCUAUGCUUGCUACCAUAUACGAUGGCUUUAAAAGGGAUUGGGUGCACUUUUUCAGCAGUGACAGUGACUGUCUGGAUGAAGAAAUUUACGCUGCGCUUCGAGUUUGGGAUAAUAUCUGUGAUGCAAUCAAUAAUACCAGUGGGAACGUUGAGUGUGAAGAGUGGCUUGAAAUUAUAUCAGUUUUGCCAUCAGACUGCUUCCAUACAGUAUUCUCUGAAAGUGUGGGAAAUAUAGUGCUAAACAUUUUAUUGUUGGCUGUUGGUGCAAUUGGUGGACUAGAUAGUAUAUGA
Arctia plantaginis is the source of this 1062-nucleotide messenger RNA. The record is from the annotation of a GenBank genome assembly. NCBI's taxonomy places the organism in Eukaryota, Metazoa, Arthropoda, Insecta, Lepidoptera, Erebidae.